AUGGGGAAGUACCGCGUCCACUGGUGUUAUUUUCCCUUUCGAAAACUCACCCGUAACUUUAGGAGGUGCUCUCCCUCCAAAAGAACUUUGAUUAUAGCGAUUCUGUGUUUGAUCAACUUGUUAUUUUUGGUUUUAAAAGUUGGGCUUUUAGAGCAACCCCGGAGCAGAAGGAGUAACGAGGAGCAGAAGCGGAACACCCGCGGCGAGCAUCACUUAGACGGUGAACUACCGGCCACUUCUGACCUGCAAACCCAAGCUAGUCUGGAGGUCCCGACCCUGUUUAAUGUGGUCUACGUAACACUACAGUUCAAGCGUCUUAAACCAGCAAAUAUUCGAGGUACAUUCCGACCAAAGCUGAGAAAGAAAGUGAGAAGAAAAACAAUCCAUCCAACAAUUACGCAGCGCAAACGAUUCAGCGUGGAACGGGAAACGGGCCAAGCAAACCGCAGCACUGGACUUAAGAGAUCGAGGAAAGGGGGAAGUCUUGUGGACUUCUCCUUAAAGUAUUAUAACGAUGGAACACACCCUCGUUUUAGUAGCAUCCGAAUUUACAGCGAAAUGGCACCUCCGUGGUUCAGCGCACAGGACGUGAAAAGCAUGCGCUUUCUUGCAGAUGCCAAAGUUUUGCGCAUAAAAGAAAUCCCUCGUUUGGACGCACCGUCCCUCGUGAUAUUUGAGGGUGCAGACAUGGACCGUCUGGUCAGCAAAAAACACUUGAAUAGAAAUAAUAUAUGUGGAGGCCAGUGCGGAAUUAUCCACUGCUCCCUGGGAAACACGGAGGUAUUUGCUUUCCAUUUGGACAGGGUGCUUGGUCUCAAUAGAACAAUACCUGCGGUAAGCAGAAAGUUUAGCUUUUUGAACGAUGGCCAGGCCUGCCAGGUGGUUCUAUGGGAUGUAUCGCUGCACCCUAAAGACCUUGCUGCAGGCCCAGUUACAGUGAGGAUGACAUGGAGGGAGUACCAGAACUUACUGACACAGAGGUGUUGGCAAAUAAAUGUCAAUCCAAAGUCCAACUCUGGAUGCUCUUCAAUUUAUCACAGUGAAUGGAGCAAAUUAGCUCUUUUUGACUUUUUGCUACAGAUUCACAACCGUCUGGAUCCGAGCUGCUGCGGAUUCAGACCACGGCAGGAGGACGUGUGUGUUCAAACGGGCCGCCGUGAUGUGUGUAAGGACCAGGAAAACAUACAACUGGCAAACAUCGUGCACAGGGAACAUGACCUCAGGCGCCUGGUCUUCACCAACAACAAAGGGUUCUUUGACCACAAUGAGGACAAUCUGGACUUCAGGCUUCUGGAAGGAAUCAAGGAGCUGCCAGAGCAGGCUGUGUCUGUGUUGAGGAACAGGAAGCUGAGGGAAAAACUUCUCCAGUCGCUCUUCCUGGACCAGAUGUACUGGGAAAGUCAGGGCGGCCGACAGGGCAUCGACAAACUGAUCGAUGUGAUUGAGAAGAGAGCCAACAUCCUCCUCAGCUACAUCAGUGCUCAUGGGAUUAAAGUUAUCCCGAUGAAUGAUUGAUUUAUAUUUUAGUAAUGACGCAAUUUUUAAAUUACAUAAAUCUUAUUUAAAAUAGUAAAAUCUGCACCUAAAUUUAAACAAAUGUGAAGAACUAGAGAAAUAAUAAUUUGUUACAGAAGCUUUAAACUUGACAAAAGUCAGCUUUGUCAGACAAAAACUCUUAAGAAUGGUAAAGAAACACUCAUUUGUUAUAUAUUUUUGUGUAUAGAGUAACAAAAUAUACAACUGAGUAGCUACAGUGAUCCACAAAGCAACAAAGAGCUAAAACCCUGUGUACUAUUUUUUCUCAGAAAGGCAUAGAUGCAAACAGCUUGGCAAAGUCAUGGCUCAAUACUGUCAGCAAAGGCAGAAAAAUGAGUACUGUGGAGGAAGAAAGGAAAACAGAAAACAUCAGGCAGCUAAUUUCCAUGAAAGCAAUAGAGAAAUCCUUGGCUUGGGAAUCCUCUUGCACAAUGUUUCACACAGCUCCUUUCACUUUUCGGUUUACCUUUUUAUCUUGUGUGAUUUUUUACUUCAGUUCAUAACUUUUACUCAUUUUUAUGUAGUUUCAAUGAAAUCACACUAAAAUUGGUAAAAUGGACAUUAAUGGGGUUAAUUUUUACAGUCCAAGUUUGACGUUCCUGUAUAAUUGAACAGAAUAUUUCCACCUAGAAUACAACAAUACAUGUUGUUAUUGCAUGGAGAAUUUUUCAAUUUUCUCUAUAAAGAUGCAGAAGUUUUUCUGUGUAUAAGAUUAUGACUAGCAUAAACAACAAAUGAGCAAAUUGUUGUUUUAGUUUUAGCAAUAAAACUAAAAAGCAAAGUCAGAAAUCAUUUAUAUUCUGCUGUUUGGGCCCUGAGAGAUUAGACGGAAAGUUGUUUGUUUGGAUUUGUGCAUUAAGCCGCCUGUUGUUUUGACCUGCUCACCUGAAUUAGAUAGAGUGGAUUCCAUGACUUGUUGUGUUUGUGUUAAAAUGACCCCUACAGUUUGAAGACAAACUCUUCUCACAUAUACUCUUGUAUUAUCUCACCAGAAGACACAGACUAAAGAUGUGACCUACAUGGGUGAAACAUUUGAAGCUUACAGAAACAAAAAUAGACAAGGUGAGGGGCUGGACCUUUACUGAUGGUUUAAUUCUCCACUUGAACUCACUCCCCUUCAGUAAAACUACAUUGAUCUAAAUGCCUUAUGCAGAGUUCUGCUGACCUCAACUGCAAGAUGAAUGUCAAAAGCAGCUGAACAUCUGUUUGAUGUUCAAAUGAAAGAACAAUGUGGGGAAUCAAAUAUAAAAGAACUGUAUAAUACACAUAGCACAUAGUUUAGCUUUUCCUCUUUCUUGAAACAAAGGUCUGAAAUAAUAAUAGCAAAACCUUUUCCUCUGAAGAAAUUAGAAUUACAUUCACAAAACAAAACUUCACAUGAGUAUGAGUUAGCUUGUGCCCUUUUUAUCCCUACUGGGUCAUUUUCAACUUUAUCAAUUCUGCUUACUGCUAUUGUUUUCUGUUAUCUUUCUAAUAAUACAGAAAAUACCACAACAGACAGAAUAACAAAGCAGCCUGUGUUUAUUUCAGGGACAUGCCACCCACUGUUUACUUUCAUACUUUGAUACAGACGAUCGCUGAGUUCUUUCCAAGAAAAAAUGAUCAGCAAAAACUAUAUGUGUCACUUCCAAGUAAGCUGAGUUGAUAGAAACAUUCAACAACUAUGUGCCUGCCAAGGUUAGUACAAAUGGUUUUCUCUCCAGUUUUUUUAUUUUUUUUUUAGGAACAAACAUUUCUAAAAGCAUUAUGUGGAAAGGAUGUGAGAUUUCAUACUGAGGAGACUCAAAAGAUUAUGCACUUUUCCUUCAAAGAUCAAGUUAUCCAGAGAGUUUUGUAGCGGUAAAUUGGUGUGGAGCACAGAUUUCUACUCAUCUUCAAAAAACAGUCUCUUCACUGCAAAUAACUUUGGCCCAUGAAUUAGAUUUAAAAGCCAAAUCAAAGGAUGAGGGAAGAGAACUUAGUUUGUGAAUCAGAUACAACAGAUAGCUGAGGUGUUUUGUUUGUCAGUUUAAAUUGGAUCAGAAGUUAACUUUUAUAGCAGUUUUACUUUUAAAGUCAUUGGCUGAUGUCUGUGAAUUAUUUUAGUAGCAUCUAUUGUCUCAAAGUGGUAUCCAUACAUGCUUAGCCAGGAUAAUUAGAUGAGUUAUUUUUUAUGAGUCUGAGCCAACUGAGUGAGACUGUCUGACAGAACAAAGCAUUGUCUUCUCAUAUGUUGAUUUUAACUUUGGUAAUAGAUGAUGCACUUGUACUGAUAAGGUCUUACAAAGUGAACUAGAAAAAUGUCAACAUGAAGUUAGAUAAAGUCAAGCCACAGCUUGUUUUACUUCCAGCUGAACCUGCACAAGGCCUGGAGAUGUGCUGAUUCAGACCAAACAGGAGCAGAAAUUAUGUUAAAAUUUGCUUUUGGGAGACAUGCUUAUCUGUAGAAUAAUAUAAUUUAUUUUUCUUCAAGUUGA
Gambusia affinis (western mosquitofish) is the source of this 3992-nucleotide messenger RNA. RefSeq names its product golgi associated kinase 1B (gene gask1b). The record is from RefSeq and is a predicted model, not a curated record. Lineage: Eukaryota; Metazoa; Chordata; Actinopteri; Cyprinodontiformes; Poeciliidae. Gene Ontology annotation, cellular component: Golgi apparatus. Bases 1 to 1515 code for a protein of 504 amino acids. The transcript has 4 exons.